Colossoma macropomum (tambaqui) is the source of this 1821-nucleotide messenger RNA. RefSeq names its product solute carrier family 66 member 3-like. Bases 223 to 834 code for a protein of 203 amino acids. Lineage: Eukaryota; Metazoa; Chordata; Actinopteri; Characiformes; Serrasalmidae. The transcript has 7 exons. The record is from RefSeq and is a predicted model, not a curated record.
CUCCAGCACUGCUCGUGGUUCACUGAAAAGAAAUCUUUAGCUAUUUAACGUGUUACAGCUUUUUUACGUAUUUUACCUCAUAACUAUAUUAUUAUUUUUAUUUAUUGUUUUUACGGUGUUUUCAGAGCUUUUCUAUGUCUCUGUAAAAUGACCACAGUGUUUAGUGAAGGUUACAGCCGCCCCCUUUGAUGAGGGUCAUCCAGAAGGCUCUCCGUGGUAAAGAUGGCCAGACAGUGGCUGCUGGACUCGCUGAAUUUCAGCACCCUGCUCGCUUGCACCGUGCUCAAACUGCCCCAGAUCGCUUUGUUAACCCGGACCAAGUCGCCUAAAGGUAUCAGUGUGAGAGGACUAAUCCUGGAGCUUUCAGGAUAUAUUGUAUUUACCACAUAUGAGAUGUAUCAUGAAUAUCCAUUUGCAACUUACUUGGAGUACCCUGUCCUCAUAGCUCAAGACACUGUCCUCUUCCUGCUGAUCCUCCACUACAGUGGUAACCUGAGACAGAGCCUCAUCUUCAGCCUCAUUUUUGUUGGAGGGUCCCAGCUCCUCACGCUAAAGAGCUGGAUUAUUGACUCGGCAAUGAGCCUGUGUACAUUCAUUAGUGCGAGCAGCAGGUUCGCUCAGUUGCAGUGUCUGUGGCAAACUAAGGAUGCAGGUCAAGUCAGCGCUCUCACCUGGGCCAUGUCCACUUACACCUGUAUGGCCAGAAUAUUGACUACUGUUCUCACCUCUGGGGAUUUGAAAGUCCUGUUGCGGUUCGUUGUCAUGACAACACUCAACGGCUGGGUCCUGGCCACUGUGGUCUUCUACAAGCAGAAUGGCCAAAAGCUGAAAUGAGAAAUGAGCUCCUGGGCUGCUGCUAUGGCGACAAAGUGAACGCUGACCUUCACACUGCCACUCACUGACCAACCUGUGACCAAGCUGAGGGGAACGAGAGCAGCUUUCAUUCACCCAGGGGUCAAAAACUAUUACUGUUCUUAAGCUCUGAACUUUAGAACUAGACAGAGUCACACUGUAUACUAUUAUUACCAUUGCAAAUGUGCAACACUUACGCAUCCAUUAUUUCUCUGCAAUACACGCACAGUUUAACCGUACAACUAACUACUCAAAAGUUUGGGAACACAUAUCAUCUUGAAAUGUUUUACUACAAAUAAGCAUGUUUUCUUUGUGGGUUUGCAAUGUGGGUUUAUUUGGAGGAAAACAAUAUGGCAGGUAAAUAUUUGUGACUAACUAAAUAAACAAGUAACCUAUACAUUCAUCAUACUUUCUUUGUAUAUUAAGAAUACCUGGAAAAACAGUGAGUAAUAGCUGCUAGAGGAGUAUACUUAAGGGAAUGUGUCAUUUUUAAAAUUGCAUUUUAUUAUUUUUUUGUUUUUUAAUUAUUGUAACAAACAUUGCCAGAUGAUAUUGUUUUCCAAAAAAUAAACUGGUUUUAUAUAUGUCAAAGAAUACAGACAGUCAUUUUCAUUUAUUUCCAGUCGAAACAGGCAUUAAGUACAAGUUAUUUCUCUUACAGCAUCGGGAAAAAUGCAGAAAACCAACACUUUUUGCAUUUAUUACAACAUCUGUUCUUUUCAGGAGACUUGCUUUCAGUUUUUCAAAGAAAUCUACAGGGAGAUUUUUCCACACCUCCAAAGUUCAGUGUGCGGUUAGUUGCAUUUUAUGUAAGUAUACCAGUUAUAAAUUUACACACAUCAGUCCAUACAAGCUUACUCCACAUCUCAAAUGUACAGUUUCAGUGUUCUAGUGCACAUUGUCCUCAGCAGCAGCUCCCUUUUUUAAGAUCUAAAGCAAGAGAGGAGCUUGAUUUUCUGGUGUUUCUCC